CGCACCAGAGCCGCAUCCGAGUGAUACCAGAGAUAGCAGCCAGCCGCCAGCCGCCAGCCGCCAGACGCAGUCGAGAAAGAAGCAUAUAAAUUUAUUAACGAACACGGCUUAUGGGCAAAUGAUGAAAGCCCGGCAAACGGAGAGCAUCCACAGCAGCAGCAAAUAAUAGCAAAUUGCAAUAAAGGAAACCCCCAGAGAAGGAGGCGAAGAGAGUCGAGCGAAACGAGAGCGAUAGGAGGAGAAGUUUGUGCGAGUAUAAUAAAUGUUCUGGUUGCCGUUCGUGAUGAAAUUAUUUAUGAAAAAUAAAUGGAAUAUGUUGCUCUUGACGGUGAUGGCGAUGGUCGUGGUGCUGCCACCGUUGGGGGCGGCACGAGAGACUUCCGACCAUGACACGGCCACGAAUGCAACAUGCAAACACGCCACGGACAUGUGGGGAGAUCCGAAUCCCAACUUAUUCUACGUAUGCUCCGAGGACGGACAGCAGCCGCUGCAGCUGCAGUGCCCGCAGGGACGUGGAUUUUUCAACGGACUCGGCUAUUUGGGCUGUUUACCCUACGACCACUGGCCGGCCUGUCAGUUGGCCACGGACGCAACGGCAACGGCAACGGCAACAGCGACAGCGGCUGGCUGUGACAGCGAUAGCGAGCACUUUACACAGCCCUGGCCUGCUACGGAUCCCAAUCAAUUCUACAUGUGCCCCGCCACGGCGGCCACACCGCUGCUCCUCAACUGCACACCAGGCAAGGGCUUCGUGGCCACCUCGGAUGCUGUGGGCUGUGCGGAUUGGACUGUGUGGCGACGCGAGAUGCAGUGCGAGGAUUACUACUGAGCAGCCUCCGCGAAAUGUGUAUGCUUAUAUCCCUGACAGCCUGCAGGCAAUAAUCAACCUUGUGCUGGCAAAUAUUCGACUCGAAUCUUAAUUUAUUGGGCACUUCUCUUCGACACACCUCUGUACAUAUACCAAACAUGCCAAAGACAUGCCAUCUAC
Molecule: messenger RNA, 988 nt
Organism: Drosophila guanche
Lineage: Eukaryota; Metazoa; Arthropoda; Insecta; Diptera; Drosophilidae
Exons: 1
Coding region: 263-829 (188 amino acids)
Source: RefSeq, a predicted model, not a curated record